Dissoconium aciculare CBS 342.82 is the source of this 2317-nucleotide messenger RNA. RefSeq lists its product as uncharacterized. Lineage: Eukaryota; Fungi; Ascomycota; Dothideomycetes; Mycosphaerellales; Dissoconiaceae. The record is from RefSeq and is a predicted model, not a curated record. Gene Ontology annotation, cellular component: Golgi apparatus. The transcript is spliced from 2 exons. Gene Ontology annotation, molecular function: small GTPase binding. Gene Ontology annotation, biological process: Golgi organization; endoplasmic reticulum to Golgi vesicle-mediated transport. The coding region runs from base 123 to 1943 and encodes 606 amino acids.
CGAGAAGACUAUACUUCUAUCGCGAGGUCGAGCUGCAGAAUGGUUUGAAACUAUAUCUUGAAGAAAAUACGAAGAUCAGUACACUUCACAAUCGCUUUAAGAGCCGGACAGAGCACGCAGAUAUGUCCAAUACUGCCGCUUCAGAAAGUGCGAAAUCAGCGUCGAAGAAGAAAAAGAAGAGCAAGAAAAAGAACAAUGGUGCAUCAAAUGGAGCCGCACCAGUCGAGUCGAAAGAUGCCACGAGCAACCCCGAAAAUGUCGAAGAUGAAGAUGAGGAUGAGGACGAUCCAGGAAGUUCAACGGGCGACGGAAGUGUGAAACCUUCAUCCACCUCGCACGAAGCAGGCGCAGAAGCAGCAUCGGCUCAGCAUUCGAACCCCGCCAACAAUGAUGCAGAGGAGGAAGCUGAGGAAGACGAGGAUGCCGACGACUCAGAUGCAGGGCAGGUGGCAGAGUCCGGGACCUCCGCUAGACUGGAUGCACUGCAACAGGAGCGAGACAACCUUCGAGCUGAAGUAAGCGAGCUGCGCAAAUCACUGGAAGGCUUGCGGGAGAAGCAUAAUGAAGAGCUGUCGGGAGUGAAGGAAGAGCUAGAACAGUCUCUGGAAGGCAAGGAGCAGGCCGAGAGUCAAUACAAGACCUUGCUGGGCAAGGUCAAUACCAUUCGGUCUCAGCUCGGCGAACGUCUCAAAGCAGAUGCUGCAGCACUAGAGCAGAAGCGAGAACAGAUAGACCAGCUCGAAUCCGGCAAUGCUGAGGCCCAAGCUGAAAACGAACGAUUGCAAUCCUCCAUCGCUUCACUCAAUACCAAACUCGAAUUGCAGACUGCCGAGCUGGAAUCAAUACGGAGCCGAACAAACCUCUCCUCGACCAAUUUCGCCAAGGAACGGGAUGAACUGCUUAGCCGAGAGGCUUACGUACGGGAGGAAUAUGAGGUCGCCAAACAGGCGAUGCAAGAUUGGGAGAUCCUCGCUACGGAGGAGCGAUCGCGUCGCGAAGCGCUGGAGGAGCGUGUGCAAGAAGUAGAAGAGCAGCUUCGGACACAGCAGAAUGCAUAUGAGCGCGCACGGAACGAGGUGGAGACGCAAAGCAGUACUGUCGAUGGACUACAACGUGCCUUGCGCGACCUGCAAGAAGAGCGAAAGAAGGAGCUGCGCGGCCUCGUCGAGCAGAGCCAAGAGCGAGUAGACCAACUCACGGCCAAACUCGAGGCAGCCGAAUCCGAACGCACAACGCUCCGUACCGAACUGGACUCUACCAAAGAAGCCCUGGAAAGAGCGGAGCCCUUCGAGAAGGAAGUCAAAGAGAAGAAUCUCCUGAUCGGCAAACUGCGUCACGAGGCGGUCAUCUUGAACGAUCACCUCACUAAGGCUCUUCGCUUCCUCAAGCGCGGCCGGCCCGAAGACAACGUCGACCGCCACCUCGUCACCAACCACUUCCUCCACUUCCUCCAGCUCGACCGCUCCGAUCCCAAGAAAUUCCAAGUGCUUCAACUCAUUGCCGCACUACUGGCCUGGGACGAUGCGCAGCGCGAGACCGCAGGCCUCGUACGGCAAGGCAGCGGCUUUGCCGGCCUGCUCGGCGGCAACCCGGGCGCGAGCGGAGGUGCCGGAUCUACCGGGAGCUUGCGCGCGCCCCUAUCGCCUUUCCGGCGGACACCCUCGACGCCGACGCUCGUCAACGACUUUUCGCUCGACGGCUCGGCGGGAUCCUCGGCGACCGCGAAGGAGAGUCUGGCGGAGUUGUGGUCGGAGUUCCUCGAUCGUGAGGCCGAGGCGGGGAGUAACGCCCCGAGCAGUAACCCGGCGCAUAGUCGCCGCCCGAGUCUCGCGCUGUCGACGGCGAAGAAGGGGCGGGCGCCGAGUGUCACGGGAGGAUUCUCGUCACCGGGUGCGGAGAGAGCGGGUGGAGGACAGGACGAAAGCCUGGCUGAGAAAAAAUGACGAGACGUAUGCCCGCCACUGGCUGGCCGAGUCAAGCUACAUCUGCGACAGCAUGCUCACGUAGAUAUCCUCAAUCGAUGAAUCACUUCAUAUGCUAAUCCCCCCACACACCGUAUGACCAAUCAAUCACAUCGCCUCCGUCCCCGAAUAAUCGUUCAGCGCCACACACACCGCACCCCGAUGAUGCCCGUUAUACUGACGGAUGAUAUUCUUCCCGUUCAAGUCCCACAGCCGUGCAUAAUGAUCCGAACACGCCGUGACCAGAUAUGCCGAAUCCGCCGAGAACGCACAGUCCCACACCCAGCGCUGAUGCCCGUCCAAUUCGCUCUCCAGUGGUAGUGGCUGAUAGACCCGCUCCUCGAGCUCCUCGUCCU